Messenger RNA from Trypanosoma rangeli, 481 nucleotides. RefSeq lists its product as uncharacterized. The record is from RefSeq and is a predicted model, not a curated record. The annotation marks the transcript as partial. Lineage: Eukaryota; Euglenozoa; Kinetoplastea; Trypanosomatida; Trypanosomatidae. The transcript has a single exon.
GCCUGCUGGAGGCCUCUGUAGGAAGAGGCUGGCGGUGGCGUGGGCUGCGACAAGACCCCUGUGGUCUGGCAGACUCCGCACCUGCGCCUCCCUCUCGCUGGGCUGGGCUCUCCGUUCAUUGGCCUCCGCCGUUGUUGGCUGCUCACCUCAUGAAUACGGGGCAGCUGGCGGCGCACUGCAGCUGAAUUCGUUGGCCGUUCAGCUGGGCCCCGGCGCAAUUGUGCGGGUGGCGCAGCGCCGACUCUCGCUCCUCGUGUGCCGCCCAUCCCGCACGGAGGGCUGCCGUGGACGCCGUAAAAAGCCCCCGAGGAGACUCCGGGCCCGGCAACACCGUGAAGGAAAUCAUUCAACCCCGCAACGCGGCAAACUCCGCGCGGUGGCCCCAAUCAAAAUCAAACAAAUGGAAUUCUCCCCCCUCCACGAUGAACACGCGCCCUCCGCGUGGGACGCCAAGUCUGGCGCAGAUGCCGGACUGAAAUAA